Cajanus cajan (pigeon pea) is the source of this 6341-nucleotide messenger RNA. The record is from RefSeq and is a predicted model, not a curated record. NCBI's taxonomy places the organism in Eukaryota, Viridiplantae, Streptophyta, Magnoliopsida, Fabales, Fabaceae.
CCUCACUAAACUAGUUCUUCAACGACGAGGGUGGAUGAUGGAGGCUUUGAUUCGAGAAAAGGCAUAGAUUUUGUCCCCACCAAUUACUUUUCUGCAUUUCGUUUGGAUCAAUUGUGAUGACACUUUGUGAGAUUAAUCACACGUGAAAAACUAUCACAUGCAUCAAGACAUGAUGUUUUUGGAUUCGACAAUGGGGAUCCCAUGAUGACAUAGUUGUGUGUGUGAGAUUCAUGCGCAAACAAUGAAUCCAAGGUGUGAAGAAACAACGAGGGAUUCAGAGAUAUUUUAUUUAAGUUGGAAGUGUAUAUGGCAUCUCGUGAGAGGAAUUAGGACACCAUGUCAAAUUGGAUUUCAUGGUGUGCCGGUAACAUAAGAUAUAGUUUCUGAUCACGUACGUUUGAUGUGUCAUGUUAUAACGUGUUUACGUUGUUGGGGAACACACGCAAGAGGAAAUUGGUUAGAGAGCAUAGAGAGAAAUUAGGAGUGAGGUGCAGAAAGCAAGAAAAUAGAGGGGAGAUAGUUGCAGAGGAGGGGUUAGCAUAGGUUGGAUCUUCUUCUUGUGAAAAAGCCACGUGAUUGUGAAGCCUCUUCUGCAACGACACUUUCCCGGGGCCACUCCCAUUGUUUUUGCAACUUCCAAUCUUGAUAACAAGAAAGACCAACAUAACAUUAUAUAUAUACAUAGCAAGUUUCUUUCAGUUAGAGAUAGAUACCUAAGCAAGAUAAUUUACUCAUUGCACCCUUGGAGAUUGAAUUUUUUUUAGUUAUUUGUUCCACAUUGGUUGGUAGAUUCUGGUGAUGCAAUCCCAGUUUUGAGUAGCUGAUCCUCGGUUUCAUUUGGGUGCAUAACAUUUUAUUAACAAUGGCUGGUCAACUCAGUUUUGUAGUGGGAUCCCACGUUUGGAUUGAGGAUCCAGAAGUAGCUUGGAUAGAUGCAGAAAUCCAGGAAUCUAAACAGGAUGAGAUCACGGUUAUCUAUGAAUCAGGCUCGAGGGUUGUGAGCAAAUCAGCUACCAUGUAUCCCAAAGAUCCAGAAUUCCCACCUAAUGGUGUGGAAGAUAUGACAAGACUGGCAUAUCUGCAUGAACCAGGAGUUCUUCGGAAUUUGCAUGUUCGAUAUGCCAUAAAUGAAAUUUAUACAUACACAGGAAAUAUAUUGAUAGCUGUGAACCCUUUUCAAAGGUUACCUCAUUUGUCUGAAACUAGUACCAUGGCAAGGUAUAAAGGUGCGGCUUUUGGUGAGCAGAGCCCACAUCCUUUUGCAAUUGCAAGUUCUGCAUAUAGCAAGAUGAUAAACGAAGAAAAAAGUCAAUCUAUUUUGGUUAGUGGAGAAAGUGGAGCUGGUAAAACAGAAAGUACAAAGAUGCUUAUGCAUUAUCUUGCCUUUUUGGGAGGGAGAGCAGCAACUGAAGGACGGUCUGUGGAGCAACAAGUUCUGGAGUCCAAUCCUGUUUUAGAAGCUUUUGGCAAUGCAAAGACUGUUAGGAACAACAAUUCGAGUCGUUUUGGUAAGUUUGUGGAGAUUCAGUUUGAUCAAAAGGGGAGAAUUUCAGGAGCUGCUAUCAGAACAUAUUUGCUGGAACGUUCCCGUGUCUGUCAAGUUUCUGAUCCCGAGAGAAAUUACCAUUGCUUUUAUAUGCUUUGUGCUGCACCAAAAGAGGAUGUUGGUAAGUACAAAUUGGGAAAUCCAAGAAAAUUUCAUUACCUUAAUCAAUCAAAUUGUAUUGAGCUGGAUGGGGUGGAUGAUUCUAAAGAGUACAUUGCUACUAAGAGAGCUAUGGAGGUUGUUGGGAUCAGCUCUGAUGAGCAGGAUGCUAUAUUUCGAAUAGUAGCAGCAGUGCUUCAUUUAGGAAACAUUGAAUUUGUUAAAGGUGGGGAAGAGGAACUGGAUUCCUCUCAGCCCAAGGAUGAAAAUUCCCAUUACCACCUAAAAGUCGCAGCUGAGCUUUUGAUGUGUGAUGAGAAGUCCCUUGAAGCCUCUUUCUGCAAACGUGUUAUGGUGACUCGUGGUGACACCAUAACAAAAUCGCUUGAUCCAACUUCUGCAGCUCUCAGUAGAGAUGCAUUGGCUAAAAUAGUUUAUUCAAGGCUUUUUGACUGGAUUGUGGACAAGAUUAACAACUCUAUUGGGCAAGAUCCAGAUUCAAAUAACUUGAUCGGGGUUCUAGAUAUAUAUGGAUUUGAGAGUUUCAAGACAAACAGCUUUGAGCAAUUUUGUAUCAAUUUGACAAAUGAGAAAUUACAGCAACAUUUCAACCAGCAUGUCUUCAAAAUGGAGCAAGAGGAAUAUACAAAGGAAGAGAUUGAUUGGAGUUAUAUCGAGUUCGUUGAUAAUCAAGAUGUUCUUGAUCUCAUAGAGAAGAAACCCGGUGGCGUUAUUGCUCUCCUGGAUGAGGCCUGCAUGUUUCCAAGAUCAACGCAUGAAACAUUUGCUGAAAAGCUAUAUCAAACAUUUAAAGACAACAAACGCUUCAGCAAGCCAAAAUUGUCUCGCACUGACUUCACCAUUAACCACUAUGCCGGAGACGUAACUUAUCAAACUGAUUUUUUCCUAGAUAAAAAUAAAGACUACGUUGUUCCAGAGCAUGCUGCUCUGCUCAGUGCUUCGAAGUGUCCCUUUGUUUCAGGGCUGUUCCCACCUUUACCAGAGGAAACUACAAAAUCAACGAAGUUCUCUUCUAUAGCCACCCAAUUUAAGCUACAACUGCAAUCUUUGCUUGAAACACUAAAUGCUACCGAGCCACACUACAUUCGGUGUGUAAAGCCAAAUAAUCUUCUGAAGCCAGGGAUAUUCGAGAACAAUAAUGUGUUGCAGCAGCUUCGAUGUGGAGGAGUAAUGGAGGCAAUUCGGAUAAGUUGUGCUGGAUAUCCCACUAGAAAGAGUUUUGAUGAAUUUGUUCAGCGGUUUACUAUCCUGGAACCUAAGGUUCUGAAAGCAUGCCCUGAUGAGAUGACUGCUUGCAAGAGGCUUCUAGAUAGAGCAAACCUUAAAGAUUAUCAGAUUGGAAAAACAAAAGUGUUUCUGAGAGCAGGUCAAAUGGCAGAACUUGAUGCAUGUCGUGCUGAGGUCUUGGGAAGAUCUGCAAGUGUUAUUCAGAGAAAAGUCCGCACGUUUCUUUGUCGGAAACACUUCAUUUUAUUGAAGUAUUCUGCCACAGAACUUGAAAGGGUUGCUAGAGGACAACUUGCACGACAUCAGUAUGAAUGCAUGAGGAGGGAAGCUGCUUCUUUGAAAAUCCAAAAAGACUUCCGCAUGUAUAUUUCAAGAAAUGCUUACAAAACUAUCUGUGCAACAGCUAUUUGUAUUCAAACUGGCAUGCGAGGGAUGGCUGCUAGAAAUGACCUUAGAUUCAGGAAAAGGACGCAAGCUUCAAUUGUUAUUCAGGGUCGCUACAGAGGUUAUUCAGCUCGUACUUACUAUAAGAAGCUAAAGAAAGCUACAAUUGCUACACAGUGUUCCUGGAGGAGAACAUUGGCACGUAGAGAACUUAGAAAGCUUAAAAUGGCUGCCAGGGAAGCCAAGGCACUUGAAGCUGCCAAACUUAAUUUGGAAAAGCAAGUUGAAGAAUUAACUUUGAGUCUAGAAACAGAGCAGAGAAUGAGGGAAGCCAAGACACAGGAAAAUGAAAAACUACAGCAUGCUUUGCAAGAUAAGGAGCUUCAGUUCCAAGAAACCAACGCAGCCAAGACACAGGAAAAUGAAAAACUACAGCAUGCUUUGCAAGAGAUGGAGCUCCAGUUACAAGAAACCAAGGAAGCCAAGACACAGGAAAAUGAAAAACUACAGCAUGCUUUGCAAGAGAUGGAGCUUCAGUUACAAGAAACUAAAGCAGCACUCAUUCAGGAACGAGACACUGCCAAGAAAGUAGCUGAGGAAACACCAACUAUACAGGAGAAUUCUGUUAAUGUUGUUGACAAUGAAUUGAUCAAUAAGCUUACUGCAGAAAAUGAACAACUCCAGAAUGCUUUGCAAGAGAUGGAGCUUCAGUUACAAGAAACUAAAGCAGCACUCAUUCAGGAACGAGACACUGCCAAGAAAGUAGCUGAGGAAACACCAACUAUACAGGAGAAUUCUGUUAAUGUUGUUGACAAUGAAUUGAUCAAUAAGCUUACUGCAGAAAAUGAACAACUCAAGGAAAUCCCUGUUAAUGUUACUGACAAUGAGUUGAUCAAUAAACUUACUUCAGAAAAUGAACAUCUUAAGGAAAUCCCUGUUAAUGUUACUGACAAUGAGUUGAUCAAUAAACUUACUUCAGAAAAUGAACAUCUCAAGGAACGGAUUAGUUCAUUGGAAAAGAAAACUGCACUGGAGAUCCCGGCUAAUUUUACUGAGAAUGAGCUCAUCAAUAAACUUACUGCAGAAAAUGAACAACUUAAGGAGCAGGUUAAUUCAUUGGAGAAAAGAAUUGAUGAAACAGAGAGGAAAUAUGAUGAAUGUAGCAAGCUUAGUGAGGAGCGCAUGAAUCAAAUUAUAGAGACAGAAUCAAAGAUGAUUGAGAUAAAGACAAAUAUGCAGAGGCUUGAAGAAAAACUAUCAGAUAUGGAAACUGAGAAUCAAGUUUUGCGGCAGCAAACCUUGUUGAGUUCAUCAUCCAGGAAAAUGUCAGGGAAGUUUUCGCCUACUACAACUGUGCCCGCGGAAAAUGGUACGCAGGCAGCACAGGGUUCUGUUCCUGCAAAAACAUUUGGUGUAGAAGAUAAAAGGAAAUCUAUUAUGGAGAGGCAUCAAGAGAGUAUUGAGGCUCUUUUCAAAUGUGUGACAAAAGAUCUUGGGUUUUGUGAAGGAAAACCUGUGGCAGCAUUUACCCUUUACAAUUGUCUGCUACAUUGGAAAUCUUUUGAAGCAGAAAAGACAAGCAUAUUUGAUCGUCUUAUUCAACUGAUUGGUUCUGAAAUAGAGGAUCCGAACAACAAUGAUUGUAUGGCUUACUGGCUAUCCAACACAGCUUCUUUGUUUUUCCAUCUUCAGCGAUGUCUAAGAGUACCAACAGCACGGAAACCACCCACUCCAACAUCGUUUUUUGGGAGGAUGACCCAGGGUUUCCGCUCAUCUAAUAGUCUUUCCAGCAGUGCCUUUGAUGUAGUGCAUCAGGUUGAUGCCAAGUAUCCAGCUUUGCUUUUCAAGCAACAGCUUGCAGCAUAUGUGGAGAAGAUAUAUGGAAUCGUUCGAGAAAAUUUUAAGAAAGACUUGUCACCGAUGCUUUCUUCUUGCAUUCAGGCAGACAGAUCAUCAGAUGACAACAGCCAACAAACUGGUUCCUGGGUCAGCAUUAUCGAAUGCCUUAAUAAAUAUCUCAAGAUUUUGAAAGAUAACUAUGUGCCUCCUGUUCUAGUUCAGAAGCUAUUUAAUCAAGUUUUUCAGUACAUCAAUGCUGAAAUCUUUAAUAGCCUUCUUUUACAUCGAGAAUGCUGCACAUUCAAAAAUGGAGAAUAUUUAAAAUCAGGGUUGGGUGAAUUAGAGGUUUGGUGCAAUGAAGCAACGGAAGAGAGUAUUGGCUCAGCUUUGGAUGAACUCAAACAUGCAAAUCAAGCAGUUAGAUUCUUGGUUGCACCACAGAAGGAUGGGCUAUCCUAUGACGAUCUUACAAAUGACCUCUGCCCUGUCCUGAGUGCUCAACAGCUUCAUAAAAUAUGUACACUUUACUGUGACGAUGAUGACGAAAAACAAAAAAUAUCACCAGAUGUCACUACUAGAUUGAAGCUUCUAAUGACAGAUGAUGUAGAAGAAGAUGACAAAUCUUUCUUGUUGGAGGACAACUCAAGUCUUCCUAUUAUCGUUGAGGAGAUUCCUAGUUCUGCACAUGAUAAGACCGUUCCAAAAAUAAAACCUCCUGCAGAACUUCUUGAGAAUGCAAACUUCCAAUUUUUACACGAUUAUUGUUAGUCCUCUUGUGAUGCAGCUUAGCUUUUAAGGUUCAAAAUAUGUUCUCUGAUUCAACAUCAUGUUGUAAAUCCACCCACUCUCACCCUCGCCCCUCCCUUUGUUCUUAUUUUAUGUGGGCAUCCAUACUGUAUUGAUUGUGUUAGCAAAAAGGCAGGGUAGGUUUCAUAAUAUUUGUUAACAUUUUCUUUUGACCUCUAUUUUUAUUAGAUCAUAUGGAUGCUCACUUGGGGCGCAUAUUUUUUGUAUUAGUAUGAAGAAAGAAAAGUAACAUUUGUAAAAUGAUAGGAGUUGAUCCCUUAGAUUGUUCUUCUGCCCUUCAAUUUGGCAUUGUAGAAAGCAGUAUAUUACCAUCAAAUGCAAUGGUGAUAUUGGUCAUUUAUGUAAGAGCAUCAUACUUUGUAAUAUUGAAACAAUAUUUCAAUUAUGUGGAGAAUUGGUCGCUUUUAAGUUUCAAAUA